This is a messenger RNA of Carlito syrichta (Philippine tarsier), 529 nucleotides long. Its product is annotated as ATP synthase subunit epsilon, mitochondrial-like. Lineage: Eukaryota; Metazoa; Chordata; Mammalia; Primates; Tarsiidae. The transcript has a single exon. The coding region runs from base 79 to 234 and encodes 51 amino acids. The record is from RefSeq and is a predicted model, not a curated record. Gene Ontology annotation, biological process: proton motive force-driven mitochondrial ATP synthesis. Gene Ontology annotation, molecular function: proton-transporting ATP synthase activity, rotational mechanism. Gene Ontology annotation, cellular component: mitochondrial inner membrane.
GCUGCUGAACUGCCCAGCUGAGCCAACAUUGAGGGCAUCCUAGCAAUUCGGCCCGAUGUGCUUUGCUCUCACGACAUAAUGGUGGCAUACUGGCAGCAGGCUGGACUCAGCUACAUCCAAUACUCCCAGAUCUGUGCAAAAGCACUGAGAGAUGCACUGAAGACAAAAUUCAAAGCAAAUGCCAAGAAGACUUCUGGCAGCAGCGUAAAAAUUGUGAAAGUAAAAAAGGAAUAAUCUGCCUGACUAAAGCUUGAAAUGCUACAUUUUCAAGGUAAAGGUGUGUGGGCAUAUGUUAUGGCAGAAUCAAAACGAUCUUACUUCAUGAAAAAAAAAUACCUGUCUUGUUUGUAGAUUGACAUUGCCAAUAAAUUGAAGUAUGGUUCACUCUUUUUUAAAAAUGUACUUAAGAAGAUGCUACAAAUGAAAAAGUUUUAGCACAAAUUAAUUACUAACUGAAAAUUGUUAAGACCUCAGGAUACAUGGAAGAAUGUAGGGAAAAGGUACACAAUUUAAUAAAUUUCUUAUUCAU